Messenger RNA from Rhipicephalus sanguineus (brown dog tick), 1434 nucleotides. RefSeq lists its product as uncharacterized. The coding region runs from base 61 to 777 and encodes 238 amino acids. The transcript is spliced from 4 exons. The record is from RefSeq and is a predicted model, not a curated record. NCBI's taxonomy places the organism in Eukaryota, Metazoa, Arthropoda, Arachnida, Ixodida, Ixodidae.
GGCAUCAGUUGUGCGAGCGAGCUGCGCGCGGAGCGAGGCCUCGGAGCGGUGGCGACGGGCAUGGCGUCUGCGGGCGUCGCGCGACGUUGCCUUGUGCUGGCGGCUUUGUCCUGCUGCAGCCUGGGUGCUGCCUUAGCGCUCGUCGUGUUCGGAAACGGGGCCACCUGGGAACGCGAGCUGCCGGUGUGCGCUUCGGAGCGCUCUGCCUGCAGUCUGAUCCAUCGGCGUUACUGGCAGAGCCCACUCGAGAUUCGUCUCUGCCGCUGCCCGCGCAAGGAGCCCUGUCCCGAGGGUUUUGAGACAGCGACAAACGGAUCGGCGUUCAACGUCACCGCAAGGACUCAACUCAAGAUGUGCUCCGGCUGGCAAGCUACCCCUUGUAACGCCAGCCAGGUGUCGCUGGUAACGAAGACCAUCAGAAAGAUAGCACGCGUUGCGCAGGGCCAAAACGGCAAGCAAACACACGCAGAGGUGGUGUGCCGCUGCUCUGGGCAGGACUCGGGCGUCUAUUACCGUCGGGCCCACGGAAACAAUACGGCGGAUUUGACAUACUACGAACAGCGCCAGUACUUCACCUGUGAAUCGCUGCGUGAGUGCAAGCCGGGAGAGCCGUGCGGACACGUCACACGUGACUACUACGCCACGUACAAGGCGUGCAACUGCCCGGCCCAUCACUUGUGCACAGUGCCUCUGAACUUCAGUGACCGCAAGGUUGUCAACGUGCGGGAAGCUUUGUACGAAGGAACUGCGUACCUGGCGCUGUGCCUACCCAAGUAGAAAGAAAAGAAGAAGCCAAGGAUCUCAGUCGCAAAGGCUUCCGACCACAUCCUGUGUACGCAGCUGAAUUAGCGACUAUUACGCGCGUUGCGUAAUAGUCAGCAAGCGAAAGACUUUACGACGUAAGGAAGCGCGCCGCAUCGCAUGCAGUCACUGCCCCAAUGCAGUGGUUUACGUCUCGAGGAUUUUUCAAUGUGGUCGGGGUUCAUUGAAGAGUCAAUGUUUGAUCUGUGCACUGCAGAUUUUUCUCCAGUUUCACUUGGCUUGUAAGGUAUUUAUUUCGCCUUAUAGGACGUUCCGAAAGCCUGAACCACUCGAGCAAUGUUACGGAGCUUCUUAAAGUGCGCCUGACUGCACGCGUCGUCACGAAUGAUCUCUUUGUAGUUCACACGAUCUGUUCCGUCUUCAUUGUGCGGAAAUUAUGUGAUAACUUCCCGCAAACUCAAAAUUCCUUUCCGUUUUCAUACUGUGUUUAGUUGUAUAGAGAUAUUUUCUUGAUAUGCAUAUAAUGUGCCGCACGAGGAGUCGACAGCGUGGAGGAGUUCGGGAGAGGAAAGGAUGCGGGUGAGCGCAUCAGCGCUGACAGCUCGUACAACAAUCCGUUUGUAAAUAAAGUUCGACUGAUCUCUCUGUAUUUUUCUGUUUGCCGUGUAGAAA